Pseudogymnoascus verrucosus is the source of this 1714-nucleotide messenger RNA. RefSeq lists its product as uncharacterized. The transcript has 2 exons. The record is from RefSeq and is a predicted model, not a curated record. Gene Ontology annotation, molecular function: acyltransferase activity, transferring groups other than amino-acyl groups. Bases 140 to 1675 code for a protein of 511 amino acids. NCBI's taxonomy places the organism in Eukaryota, Fungi, Ascomycota, Leotiomycetes, Thelebolales, Thelebolaceae.
UGCAAAUUGUCUGGUUUCGAAAGACGAUUAAACUAGACUCAAGUUGCUAUAAAAGGCAGUUUUCGUUGCCAUUUUACGCAGCUGUCUUUGUAUCAGAGUCACCUUUCUAGACAGGUAAUCCUUCUAGAAUCUUAUAAACAUGUCCAAUGCAACCCUGCUACAAAAGUCCCGUCUAUUCCCUUCGCCACGACUAACAGCGCAAGUGUCAACGCCGCUGUCGAUUCUCGAUGCAACAGUCGCUCGGUUUCCACCAACUGGUGCUGUCUGGCUCUUUUGCGCCCCACGUCCGCUAGACACCAUUCUUCAACCGUCAUUCGUAGCUACGCUGAACUCCUUCCCGCAAUGGGCAGGCCAGCUGCAAUGGUCCCUAGUCCGCGAUGGCGGCCUCCACACAGAGCGUUUUGGGCGCCCGAUGCUAGUCCACGGCUGUGACUCUGAUCCCGGAGUUGAAUGGGUGAUCUCAAAGGCGGCGGAGACCCUCGAUUCCAUCGUUCCGAGUGCGCUUGAGCGGGUAGUGGAGAAGGCAACCUGGAUUUCCACAGACUUCCCAGAGCGGAUAUUCUUGUCUGACACGCCAUUAGCACUCCACAACCUCGUCGAUUAUGCCGGCCUACCAGGGAUGUCAGUGCAGAUCACAGAUUUUGCCUGUGGCGGCUAUGCCAUCGCUGUCAAGAUAGCCCAUCCACUAGCUGAUGCACAGGCGCUGAUGGUCUUUAUGCACCAAUGGGCGGCAACCUGCCGAGGAUCCGCCAAAUCUCCCAUGGACCCUCCCAUAUUCAACCCAGGGUUGCUCGACUCUUAUGCAGCAGGGAACAUUGACGGAGACUCAGCAGACGUGGCCUUAGUUAACACAGCGCGCCUCCUGCCGCUCCAUCGCUUUGACUGGUGGAACGAUGCCAAGGACCCCGCCUUUCCUUCGUUCCUCGCUCCUACAGGCGAAAAUUUAAAGCCUCCACUCCUAGGCGAGAAUUCAAAGUCUCUUCCUCUCUCACCAUCAACGUCUGCGCCAUGGACCACCUGGGACUUGACACGCCCUGUGUCGCAUGCUAUGCUACACUUUACUGAAGAACAAAUUAGUAACCUCCGUGCUAUCGCCCGCGAGUCACCGGGCUGCCGUCCUAACAUAUCCCGCCUCGACGCCCUCCUCGCGCAUAUCUGGUCUUCCAUCAAUCGUGCACGUAACCACUCUGACUCUGCCUGCGACGUCUUCCUCAACGUAACCUUGAGUGCGCGAACUCGUGUGCAGCCUCCUCUGUCAGACUCAUUCAUUGGAUCCCCAAUUUUCCUCACGCACAUUCGUGCAAGUGGCAGAGAAGCUAGUGCGUUAUGUCCAGGGCCGACGGCAAGCUUAAUCCGCGAGACACUCACACUAUUCACUCCGGAGAAGAUAGGAGCGAUGCUACACGAUGCUGCGUAUGAGAUGUCGCCACAGCGGCUGUGGCAGGCAUUCUUGGGCGACCGCCAUACGAUUGUGACGUCGUGGCUGAGGCUGAACGUAUACGACAUUGAUUUCAGUGGUAGCAUACCGAGAUAUGUGCACGCUGUGAUGCCAAAAAUGGAUGGAUGCGUACAAGUCAUGGACUCGAGCCAUGAAAUUGGGGGAGUAGAUAUUACCUUAUAUUUAGACAGCCUAGCAAUGGCGAGGCUAAUUCAAGAGCGGGAGAACUCUUUUUAGGCACGGAAAUACAAGACAAACUCAAUAGGCACAACGGGU